Messenger RNA from Rubroshorea leprosula, 2991 nucleotides. NCBI's taxonomy places the organism in Eukaryota, Viridiplantae, Streptophyta, Magnoliopsida, Malvales, Dipterocarpaceae. The record is from the annotation of a GenBank genome assembly.
CCAAAAUCUGUUCGCUUUCUCUGGAGAAAAGGCUACACGAAAUCCCAAGCGACGGAAAAAACCGUCGUCCGUCCAUUUUCCGUCGGUCCAUCUUUUGAAUCUCAUGCAAAGCAAGUUUUGUUCCGUUAAAAGCCUCUGAGUCUACACUUUCCUUAAAUAUCUUUUGGUUUCUUCCGUACAGCAAUGGAGUUUCCAGUUAAGGAGGAAAUCUUUCAAGCGACCGGCCGACGGGAGACAAGGAAGAGUGAUGGCGCCGCUGUUGCAAAAGCUAUUCACUCAGUCAUCGACUUGAGUAGCAGCAGCAGUAGCGAUGAUUCGGAUUCCGGGGAUGAUUUGGACGAUUUGGUUGGUGGUGUUUUUGCUUUCCAAGGGGAUGGUCGGGUUGCGAAGAAAAGGAAGCUUGGGGAGGUUGAGGAGGAGGUUGUGUUGCCUUUGGGAUUCCUAGCGUCUCUCCCGCCCGAGGAUCCCCUUCCGAUUUCAGAAGAGGUGGCGGAGGUUCCAGCAGCGGUUAAUAUGAGUCUGGGCGUCCGUGAGCAGAGCUGCAGGCAGUUUUGGAAGGCUGGGGACUAUGAGGGGGCUUCUUCUGCUGAUUUGGAAGUGUAUUCAGUUGGCAUGGACCAUGUCAGGGUUCAUCCAAAAUUUCUUCAUUCUAAUGCGACAAGUCAUAAGUGGGCACUUGGAGCUUUUGCUGAACUACUGGACAACUCCUUGGAUGAGGUCUGCAAUGGAGCUACAUAUGUCAAUAUGGACAUGCUUAGAAGUGACAAAGUAGGGGGCAAAAUGUUGCUGAUUGAAGAUGAUGGUGGAGGGAUGGAUCCUGAUAAAAUGCGUCAGUGCAUGUCUCUUGGAUACUCUGCAAAAAGCAAAGUAGCAAACACCAUUGGACAAUAUGGAAAUGGAUUCAAGACAAGCACAAUGAGGCUUGGGGCAGAUGUUAUUGUAUUCUCACGUUGCUGUGGAAUAGAUGGAAAGAGCUCUACACAGAGUAUUGGUCUGCUAUCUUACACUUUCUUGAGGAGCACAGGAAAGGAAGAUAUUAUAGUGCCUAUGCUUGACUAUGAAAGACGGCAACAAGAAUGGAGCAAAAUUGUACGAUCUUCUCUCAGUGACUGGGACAGAAACAUGGAAACAAUUGUACAAUGGUCUCCAUUCUCCAGUGAAAGAGACCUCCUUUGCCAGUUUGAUCUGAUAAAAGAUCACGGUACACGAAUAAUUAUAUACAAUCUAUGGGAGGAUGAUGAAGGACUCUCUGAACUUGAUUUUGAUGCUGAUCCACAUGACAUCCAACUUCGAGGUGUGAACCGUGAUGAGAAGAAAAUUAAAAUGGCAAAAGAGUUCCCCAACUCUCGGCACUUUCUAACAUAUAGACAUUCUUUGAGGAGCUAUGCAUCUAUACUUUAUUUGAGACUCCCUUCAAACUUCCGAAUCAUUCUUCGAGGGAAAGAUGUGGAGCACCACAACAUAGUUAAUGAUAUGAUGCUGGCAGAGAGGGUCACAUAUCGGCCACAGGACAGUGCUGAUGGGGUCCCUAAGGAUUCAAAUAUGGCUGCUGUCGUAACCAUUGGUUUUGUAAAAGACGCCAAAUUUCACAUUGACGUUCAAGGUUUCAAUGUUUAUCACAAAAAUCGACUUAUCAAGCCAUUUUGGAGGGUCUGGAAUGCCGCUGGGAGUGGUGGACGUGGAAUUAUAGGUGUCCUGGAAGCUAAUUUUGUUGAACCAGCUCAUGAUAAGCAGGGGUUUGAGCGUACAAAAGUUCUUUCAAGACUUGAAGCUCGGUUGAUACAAAUGCAGAAGACUUACUGGAACAAAAAACGCCAUAAAAUUGGCUAUGCCUCAAAUCACAAUGCUAAACAAAAAAAUCAGUCUUCAGACAGAGAAUGUUCUUUGGAGAAUGAUCCACAAAGAUCUUUCCAGUCUAAAGACCAGGGUUCUCCUUGCAGCAUGAGAAAUUCUUCUCAAUCUGUAGGCAAGGUUUAUACUGGAAGCAGGUUACGAUCUGAAGGACAACCUGAAACAGUAACCGCUAAAUGUGGGGGUGGAUUUGCAUUGAACAAAGCUGAUGCUCAGACAAAAACCUUAAUUAGGUCUGGAAAAGCAGCAAAUUCUUUUGAAACAUUGUCACCUUUGGUGAAAAAUGUUAGCAAAGAAGUAUAUAUUGCUUUACCUGCACGAGAAGCUAAUGGCAGUAGUCAAAAGACUUCUACUAAGAAAAGUAACAAACAGUGUGCAGUAUAUGGUAGUGAACACCAGCAAAAUUUUAAGAAAAGUGGAAGGACUGUUCAACCGGUAAUAGUAUCUCAGUCAAAGGAAGGUAAUCUUAAUGGUUUUGAGCAUCCUCUUUCAAAAACUGAUUCAGGUACUUUGGAGCAGUUGAAACAAGAGAAUCGUGAAUUAAGAGACAGGUGUAGAUCUCUUGAAAGUGAGCUCAAAGCAGCAGAUGAUAAGGUUGAAGAACUGAACCAGGAACAGGAAAGCCUCAUUGAAAUAUUUUCAGAGGAGAGGGAUAGAAGGAAUAAGGAGGAGGAGAACUUGAGGAAGAAGCUAAAGGAAGCAUCUAACACCAUCCAAGAGUUGCUUGAAAAAAUUAAGACACUGGAGAAGUGGAAGUCUCUAAAUGGCAAACCGCUAUGUUAGGAGUUGCUUGAAAAAAUUAACACCACCAAUUAUAUCGACAUCUAUUUUGUUUUGUACUGGUAUCGGUGCCAGACUGCUGCCAGUUUUUGGAUCAGAAUGUGAUUUUGCUGUCUGGACUGUGAAACCAAGACAUCAUAUGUGGAGGGCUUGCCUUACAUUUAGAGGCUCACUCUCAUCUAAUGGCAAGUUUUUGUGCAGUUCAAUGUAGCCCGGAUUACACAAUAUUUCUGAUUGUAAAUGUAUGUAGUCAUUAGUGGGUUCUGGCUCCGAUGGUAGUUCUUCCAGUGUAAAUGUUAAAGAUGUUCACAGCAGUGCAGGAAAUUGAGAAGAAUUAAAUGAUAAAUGUUGCAUUUUGUU